GCCGCGGUUAGGACUAAAAAUCGAAAAAAUCGCCGAACACGCGCACAUCAAACAGAUCGAGACCCGUUUUGUCGAAAAAUUUCAUUGGGAUUUAUUUUUUUAUGAUAAUGACCUAUUACGCUCAAAGUUAAACUGGCAUUUGAAUGGGUACACGCCAAUGGCUCAAUUAGCUCAUAAUCUUCGGGGAACGGGUGCUUGA
Molecule: messenger RNA, 199 nt
Organism: Cinara cedri
Lineage: Eukaryota; Metazoa; Arthropoda; Insecta; Hemiptera; Aphididae
Source: the annotation of a GenBank genome assembly